AUGAACUUCUUCUGGUUGUUCGGGCUACUUUUCCUACAAAGUAUUAUAAAUAUUGAUUGCAGUCAUGACGAAUUUGUAACAAUUUGGGCACCGCAAAAGUUUUAUGAUGAAAAAGACUACAAUGUCGUCCUCCUUUCAAAUAAUAUCGACAAAAGAACUGAAAUUGCACUUCAAUUUCGAAAAAGUUAUGGAACUGUUGCUUUAGCAUCGGAUAAAGUUCAGAAAAUAUCUGUAAAAAAUCCUGAUAAAAGUGGAUCGAAGACAAAAUUCGAGUUGUUCAUGACACUGCAUCGAAAUGAGACGGGAGCGACUGGACAACGACAAAUGUGCAUGACACAAACAUUGCAGGAGAUUGAGGCUGAAAAGAGGCAAUAUUACACAUUUAUUCAGACUGACAAGCCAAUCUACAAACCUGGAGAUACAGUCAGGUUUAGAGUUAUCGUUGUUGAUCGAGAUUUGAGGCCAUAUCACAUGAACAACAUUAACAUCAAUGUGACUGACUCACUGAACCGUCCGUUAAAAGAGUUUAAUGAUCUUGAAGACGAUUUCUUGGGUGUCUUUACACAUAACUUUAGUUUGAGUCAAAACACGCCUUUGGGUAUCUGGAAGAUUCGAGCAGUUAUCGAUAAAAUUGAACAGUGGGAGACUUCGAAGGAGUUUGCAGUCUCAAAGUACACUUUGCCACCAUUUGCUGCCUACAUAAGCCUUAAAGACAAACAUUUGCUGACCAACUCAGUGCUGCGGCUUUCAUUUUACGCUAAAUAUUCAUUUGAUGAUUUUGUCCGUGGAAAUGCACAGUUGACAAUUAAAUGCACAACAAAUGGUCAAACUGUUGUGUCAAAGCCAUUCAGUGACAUCGCUGGCAUCCAUAAUGUCAAAUAUAAUGCACAUACAGACCUCAAAGCCAUAACAACAACCAAACUUGACUAUGAAGCCACGAUCGUCUUUACAGACCCAGAAAGUGGAAUCAGUGCCAAUAAAUCCAUCAAGUUUACAGUUCAUGCAGACAAUAGUCCAAAGAUACAAACUAAUCAUCCAGAUAAAUUCAUGCCUGGACUUCCGUUCGGAUUUAAAGUAUUUGUUUACGAUUGGACAGGCAAAUUGAUUCAAAGCACACCAGAAAGAGUCAAAAUAAGCUUGUCAUGUAGUCAUCAGAAUGGACAGCACGAAACACUUUUAUUGGAUGGUGUGAUAAAAAGAGGUGUGGCUAUAGUUAAUACCUUGAUUUCAGAGACUGUAGAUAGAUUGUCAGUUACAAUUAGAUACAUUGGAGCUACUUAUGAGAAACAGAUUCCAAAAGGUGCUGUGGUUGUUGGUGUCAAUAAGAUUGUUGUGGAUUAUUUGCCAAAACUACCAAAUCAUGGUGAUGUUGUGACUAUCCACGUCCGAGCAGACUCAGAAAUUGAUCAACUUAUUGGAAUCGUAAUGUCAAGGCAUGGAAACAUUGAAAGUCAUCAAGUCUAUUGUAAAUUUCAAGUAAACUGCAAAUUCAACUUUACAAUAAAGAAGGACAUGAUGCCUGAAGCUAAGGUUGUCGUUUAUUAUGUGAAAGAUAGACUAAGCAUCUCACAAGGCGAGGUUACUGUCACUACUACAGAGCUUGGAAGAAAUACACUCGACAUCGACAUGCCAAAAUCAGUUCAAACAAGAAACAAAGUUCCGAUGAAAAUCACAACCAAACCAGACUCAACUGUCUACUUGCUCGGAUAUGAUGAACGUUUAAGCUAUUUAUUCCAAGGAAAUGAAGUGAAAAAGGACGAUGUCGUGAAGGAACUAGCCAAUUAUAAUGGAAGUAACAAAAUUACUGUAUUUCACAUCAGUAAGACAAAUUGGCAUCAAUGCACACCAGAAGAACUACGCAGAAUCGAAAAAGGAAGAGUAUUCGUUGUUCAGCACAGCGGUGACGAGUUUUCAGCACAUCAGGAUGAGAAUGUGUUUGAAGACAUUUAUGAUCUUGAAUCUGUACGUAAUCCUGAUACAGAAACUGAGCCUGCUGCAAGUGAUGUCCGUGAAGAUUUUCGGGAAGUCUUUAUAUUCGAUGAGUUUGAAGUUCCUGACGGCAGCAUGAUUAAAAAUUAUUAUGCACCAGAUUCAAUCACAUCAUGGCUGAUCUCAUCGUUCUCAAUGAAUGAAGAGCAUGGACUAGCCAUUGGACCACCAAAGAAGCUGAUCGUUAAGAAUGAAUUCUUCACUAAAUUGGUCUUGCCUUAUUCAAUCAGGUUCAAAGAGAAGCUUCGAGUUGAUGUCAUGGUCUACAAUUAUGUCGAGAACAAAGAAGCACUGGAUGUGACUGUCAACAUGUACGACCACGAUAAUAAGAAAAGCUUUAGAUUCUUCGAGUCUGCAUGCAGCACAACAGCAAGCACAGCUACAACGAUGACAAAAACUGUUAGUGUUCCACAUGACAAUGCUAAGAAGGUUUCAUUCUACAUUCAAUCUGGUGCAGAAAGGACAAAGUUUGAGCAAGAGAUCAGAAUCAGAGUGGAUGCGACUGCAACAUCCAGACAUGGAACUAAAUACAUCGACAAAAUGGUUAAGAGACUUAAAGUUGAGCCAAUUGGAGUCAAAGUUUACGACAUUCAAACUAAAAAUUACAAUCUUAAGCCAUCGCAAGCUACAAAGAUAGAUUCUGUCAAAAAGAAUGUCACAAAUGAUGACGAAUAUCCAAAAUUCAUUGUUGAAAUUGCUGGAGAUUACAUGACCGAUGACAUGGCUAAAGUCAAUCUUGGAUAUGAGAUCUACCCAGGACACUGUCUUGAACAAAGAACAUCUCGAAUCAAAGGAAACGUUGAGCACUUCCGAUACUUAAAGGCUAAGAAUGCAAAUCCAUCGACGACUCACUUUAGUUCUUAUUAUCAAUCAACACUACAGCAAAGAGUUAGGAAUUGGAACUACGCAACAUCAUCAGGCUUCCGUGCAUACUUUAUUGAAGCCAUUGCAUCAGCUAUGGAAAUUGGAGCACUUCCAAGUAAUACUCCAAUUAUCGAGAAAGAACUGAAUUUACUGCAAAAUCAGCAAACAGCAAGUGGAUAUUUUAAUAAUUUCGGAAGCAUCCCAAGCAGCCGUAACUCAUACUUCCAGACUGCCUACAUUUUAAUUCCAUUCUUGAAGUUCCGAAGAUUUGUUAAUAAAAACUACGAGUCCGUCAUCAACAGAGGCUUUAGUUACCUUAAUGGCAUCACCAGUAGCUCUACUUCAGACAGAGAAGCAUAUUCAAUAGCUGCAUAUGCUUACGCACUUAAUGGGAACCACGCAAUGGCUAAACAAUUGCUAGCUGAAGCUGAAAAAUAUUAUAAAAAAUUGACUGAACAUAAAAAAUGUUUAACAAACUCUUUGACUGACAACAACUGCAACAUUCGACACACAUCAUAUGCUGUGAUUGCUUAUGUGACUAUGAGCAUGUAUGAUGAUGCUAAGUCACUGUGCAUUUGGAUCAUUGACUCGUAUAAAUCAAAUAAGUUUUAUUCAAAUACUUACUCGUAUGCUGUAUCUACGGAAGCUAUCUCCAAGUUCUUAAUUUCCAGGCAAGUCACACAAGCUACAGACUUUACAGUCACAUUAACAAAUGAUAAGGAUUUCCAUAAAGUUGUGCGCGUAACGAAUGCAAAUCAAAAGAAUGAAAUUGAGGUGAUUUAUCCUGACUACUCAUUAGAGGCUCGAAUGUCAAUUCAAGGAAGUGGAUUUUGUUCAAUCACUAAGAUUAUGGAAAGUACUGUUGCCCUUCAGCACACGAGCUCUAAAUUAAUAUUGUCAGUCACUCCACAAACUGGAUCAAGACCAAAUGAGAAAAUUGUUAAAAUUUGUGCAACUUAUCAGCCACUCGAGGAUGAAGUCAGCUUGCAGACGCUGUUCAAUGUCAUUUAUGAUGUCGAAAUGCCGAGUGGAUAUACAUUUAAGGAAAUCGUCAAUUUGUCAAGCAGGCCUGAAAUUAAGCUUGCAGCACCAAGACUAGGAAGAACACGGGUUCAAAUUUACUACAAUGACUUUGACCGAGGCAAAAAUUAUUGUGCUGAUGUCGUAGCUGCAAAGUUCUUUGAAGUAAAAGAUGUGCAGAAUGCUGGCGUGAUGGUUUAUGACUAUAAUGAUAAACAAAACAUUGCCAUCGAUUUCUACACAUUUAGUAAUUCUUGUUAA
Molecule: messenger RNA, 4134 nt
Organism: Chironomus riparius
Lineage: Eukaryota; Metazoa; Arthropoda; Insecta; Diptera; Chironomidae
Source: the annotation of a GenBank genome assembly